AUUCGUGUGGGCUGUUUGUGCCCGUUCAAAAAGUUCUCAAGUAGCUCUCAUAGCAACAUCGAAGCAGUUACUUCUCAAACGCGAACUGUGAACCACACCCACCACCUUCAAUGUUCUAUAAAGCUAUCGUAAAGGGGAAGAGACCCCUGCAGGCAGCGUCUCAUGCCAUCACGUCUACCGCAAACAGCUCUUCUGCACUUUUUUCACGAGUUUUUGUGAAGCGUAGAAUCAGUUUGUCAGGAACUGUGCGCUCACUCAAGCGCGGUGCAUUAAGAAGAUCGUUGUCAACAUCAACUAGAAGCACUAUUCCUCCAGAGACUACACCACCACCAUUGCCAAGCACCCAUGGCGUCCCGCUCUACAGACGUAUUCUGUUGGCUUGGACGAAAACUCCAACAAAGUGGUACCCGCUUCCCUUGGCCGUUGGGGCCAUUCUCCUCGUCGUUAUCCAAUACCGCAAGAAAGUAGCACGUGCAGAGAACGAGGUUCAUGUCGAUGAUGAAGGUCGUGAAGUUAUCAAGCUCAAAGGUCCAUGGCAUGUCCACGUAUUAGGCGCCCUUCCUCUCCGGAACAUGUCGCGCGUCUGGGGUUACAUGAAUUCACUCGAGCUGCCGGUUUGGGUACGGCCUUAUGGUUUCCGACUCUAUGCAUACGUUUUUGGCUGCAACCUUGAGGAAAUAGACCCUGACGAUCUAGCGCAAUACGCCAGCUUGGGUCAGUUUUUCUACCGCAAGCUCAAACCAGGUGUUAGGCCCAUAGACAGCGCUAUACUCGUCAGUCCCGCCGACGGCACCGUUUUACAUCUCGGAACUAUAGAAAACCUCCGAGUUGAGCAAGUCAAGGGAAUCACUUACUCGUUGGACGCUCUCCUCGGCGUGGAACGUUCAGAUCCAGAAAGCCCAACUUCGACAGUAAUCGAAUUUCCCGAUCGAGAGAUGUCUCAUGUGACGGAUCGAGAAUUUGCUAAUGUGAACGGCAUCGAGUAUAGUCUAGACCAACUCCUGGGUGCUUCCACUCCUGGUACUGUGACACCUCCAACCCCCACAACUCAGUCAGCCUCUGAGGCAGAAUCAUCUUCCGUGCCAAAGAAAUUCGGCGAGCAGAUUGACGCGUCUGUGGAGCAUCCGGGGUCUCUCCAAGAAACUAUCGCGCAUGAUGCCUCCGUUGCUCGCGAAAUAGGCCUCAGACCUUCGAUCGAACGCAAGAGAAGCACUUCGGGCACAAGCGUUAAAGAAGGCAAUGCCCUCUAUUUCACUGUCAUCUACCUCGCUCCGGGCGAUUAUCACAGGUUCCACAGCCCUACCGCUUGGGUAGUGGAGAAAAGGCGUCACUUUGUCGGCGAACUCUUCUCCGUCUCCCCAUGGAUGGCAAAGCGGCUGAAAAACCUCUUCGUCCUCAAUGAACGAGUUGCGCUUCUCGGCCGAUGGAAAUUUGGUUUCUUUGGUAUGAUACCCGUUGGCGCCACGAACGUAGGCAGCAUCAAGAUUAAUUUUGAUACUGCUCUUCGCACUAACCUCCGAGGCAGGCCCCCUCCGCCCGGAACGUACAAUGAGGCUGUUUACUCAGCUGCCUCUCCUAUCCUCAACGGUCAGCCAUUGACCUUCGGUGAAGAGAUGGGCGGAUUCUGCUUGGGAAGCACCAUCGUACUGGUGUUCGAAGCCCCAAAGACGUUCGAGUUCACCAUAAAGGCUGGGCAGAAAGUCAAGGUUGGAAACCGCAUCGGCGACGUGCCCAAUGAACCGGCGACAGUUCGCAAAGUGAAGACCGACUAAUUGCGGUCACUUGCCACAGACGAUCUACAUUGACGCAUCUUACGACAAUGACGAAUACCCCUACAUAUAUCACUCCUUCAUCGAAAUCGAUAUCAUUGCAACGAU
Molecule: messenger RNA, 1877 nt
Organism: Suillus clintonianus
Lineage: Eukaryota; Fungi; Basidiomycota; Agaricomycetes; Boletales; Suillaceae
Product: phosphatidylserine decarboxylase-domain-containing protein
Exons: 6
Coding region: 111-1772 (553 amino acids)
Biological process (GO): phosphatidylethanolamine biosynthetic process
Cellular component (GO): mitochondrion
Molecular function (GO): phosphatidylserine decarboxylase activity
Source: RefSeq, a predicted model, not a curated record